This is a messenger RNA of Diplodia corticola, 483 nucleotides long. RefSeq lists its product as uncharacterized. Bases 1 to 483 code for a protein of 160 amino acids. The record is from RefSeq and is a predicted model, not a curated record. The transcript is spliced from 2 exons. NCBI's taxonomy places the organism in Eukaryota, Fungi, Ascomycota, Dothideomycetes, Botryosphaeriales, Botryosphaeriaceae.
AUGAGCGACGGUACCGCCCUGCUGCUGGCUGUGCCGUACUAUCUGUUGGUCGUGCCCGCCUCCAUCGUCCUCACCAUCCUGUCGCCACUCUACUAUGCCCUGCAGUUCGUCCUGCUGCCCUUCAUCUACCUUGCGCAUUUUGUUUGCCGCGCUGUCGUCUUCCCCUUCGUCGUGGUCGCCAAGCUAGAGACACUCUGGGUAUACCUUGGCGUUGCGGGAAUUGUUGGGGGUACCACUGGUGGCAUCCUCUAUCUCAGCUUCGGCGUGCUGAAGACCGCUCUCAACCUUGACUCACGCGACGAGUUCUCCGGGACCACUGCUGCGGAGUACAGAGCUGCUCGGCGCAAGAAAAAGGCCUCCCAAGGGAACAUUGGCGCUUCUGUGUCGACAGACAGCUCGGGACGACUGAGGGAAACUGCCCUGCUCAAGAAGCGGGACCUUUUGGCCCAGUCGAUCAUGAAAGAGGAUGGCGCAGAGUAUUGA